UAAUCUAAUCUAAAUAGUAACGAUGUGAAUAAUGAUGUGCAAAAAUUUGAAUUGGUACUUCGCAAAUAAUACAAAGCACGUCGAUAAUGAUACAAUACAGAUAAUAAUAAAACAACAUCAUAUGACCUGAAUUCGUAAAUACUUAAAUAAUCGUCAAUUGUCGGUUAUUUCAAACGUUGAAACGUUGUACUUGUGACUUGAUCAUACCGCCAUAAAAUUAUCUAUAAUCGUUUUCUGCUUACAUAAUGUCUUUAAUAUAACAUUUGAUGAUCCAUAACUGCGUAUAAAACUUUCAUUCGACGUCAAUCGCAACGAAAAGUUAUAAAAUGAUAUUAAUUCUAGUGUUUGUUUUAAUAGUGCUACUUGUAAUCUAUACAAUUGUUUUAAAUCGGAAUAGACCAGCCAAUUUUCCGCCAGGUCCUCCGAGACUUCCAAUUGUUGGUAGUUAUCUGCAUAUUUUAUUCGCGGACUACAAAUAUUCUCAUCUUGCGUUGCUUAAGCUUGCAAAACACUACAAUACAAAGGUUUUGGGGUUUUAUUUGGGUGAUACUCCAGCCAUUUCAACUUUUGACUGGGAUUUAACUAAAGAAUGUUUUGUUAAGAAUGAAUUUAAUGGUAAAGGAUUCGGUAUUUUGAGUUCAGCUCGUGGACAAGGAAAAGCGCAAGGGAUAUUUUUUGUCGAGGGACAAUUUUGGAUCGAUCAACGUCGUUUUUCACUGAGUACUUUACGAGAUUUUGGUUUUGGAAGACGUUUGCAAUGUUUUGAAGAAGUUGUCGGUCAACAAGUGAAAGAAUUAGUUGAUUUACUACAAAACAAACCGAUUGAAAGUGAUAGUGAUGUGCAUCGAAAUAUUGGAGAAGUUCUUGUCCCUGAUAUAUUUUUCGGGUAUUUUAUGAAUUGUAUGUGGUAUAUAUUGUCUGGUAGUUUCCAUGAUCAACACGAUUUGCGCGAUUUGUGUCGUUCAGCGAUGGGAUUUCAAAGAUGCACUGAUGCACUUGGUGGGCUGAUAACCUUAGCUCCAUGGGUGAGACAUAUUGCACCGAAAUUAUCUGGGUAUCAAGCUGCAGUUGAUGAUAACUACGACAUGUAUUUGUAUUGCAAAAAAUUUGUAGAUGAGCACUUGGAAACCUAUGCAGAAGAACACAUGCGUGAUUUUAUCGAUGUUUAUAUAUCAAAAAUCAAAGAACAUGAAGAAGGUUUUCAUGUGGAACAAUUAAUAUUUAUGGUGUUAGACUACAUGUUUCCUGCUGGUGUGGCAAUGGGACAUUCAGUAAACUUUGUUUUUGGUUAUUUGGUAAAUUAUCCUGAAAUUCAACAGAAAAUGCAACAACAAAUUGAUGAAGUUGUUGGACAAUCACGGAUGCCUAAUCUAAAUGAUAGAAUGAAUUUACCAUAUGUUGACGCAGUUAUCAAAGAAACUUUGCGAAUAGAACCUGCAAAUCCUAUAAGUUUAGGACGUGUGUGUACUGAUGAUACAACACUUGGAGGUUAUGACAUUCCAAAAGGGACAUUUGUGGUUCCAAAUGUGUGGCACGCUCAUAACGAUCCAAAAGUUUGGGGUGAUCCUGAAAAUUUCCGCCCGGAACGUUGGUUGACCGAAGAAGGACGUUUAAUUAAACAAGAUAAAACCAUGGGUUUCGGUGGUGGAAGAAGAAUAUGCGCUGGUGAAACGUUCGCCAGACAAACAAUGUUUCUCUUUAUCUCGUCUCUAUUGCAACAUUAUUCAUUCGGUCCAUGUGACAACGAACCGCGCGUUGAUUUAACCGACAUUAUCCCAGGAAUCAAUAUGAGUUUACAAAAUUACUGGAUUAAAGCUACACCAAGAAAUUGUUCGUCUUUACACUUGCAUUCAUACUUGCAAUUUCAACAGAUCAACAUGUUGGCUGUGCCUGUACUCUUCGUGGUUGUUGUAGUGUUGGUUGCAGUUUUAUUUCUUAGAGAAUUCGGCAAGAAACCAGCGAAUUUUCCGCCAGGACCUCCUAAACUUCCAUUAUGGUUUGGUUAUUGGACAAUAUUAAAAGAAAACUUUUUCUAUCCGCACAUUGGGUUGGUUAAACUGACAAAAAAAUACAAAACUAAAUUAUUAGGUUUUUAUCUUGGUGAUACUGCAGUUGUGACAACGCAUGAUUAUGAUUUAAUCAAAGAAAUUUUGUGGAGAGAUGAAUUUGCAGCCAGAGCUGAAAAUGUUAUUGUUGAAAAUCGUGGAAAUGGAAAAUACGUUGGUAUAUUUUUCACUGGUGGAGCAUCUUGGAAAGACCAGCGUUGGUUUUCUCUGCGUUUUAUGCGAGAUUACGGCUUUGGGAGACGUGAUCAAAGCAUGGAACAAACAGCAGCUGAUGAAGUGCGUGGUUUAAUACAAUUUUUCACCAGUAAACCAAAACCUGAAGAUUCUGAUAUUUGUACGACAACCGGUAUAGUCAAAAUGCCCGAUACAAUUUACGCCCCUGCUGUAAAUUGCAUUCAACACACACUUUCCAGCCGCCAUUAUGAUAAUUACCGUGAAUUACGAGAAAUUGGCCGAGCUGCGACAAAUUUCUUGAAAUGCAUUGAUUCGACCGGUAACGCCAUCUGUAUCACACCAUGGUUACGAUUUUUUGCUCCAAAAUACUUCGGUUGGACUUCCAGUUUUAAAGAUAGUGCUGUAAUCACUAAAUUCGCCAAGAAAAUCAUCGAAGAACGCAAAUUAAUUCAUCAGGAAGACGUUGUUGAUAAUUUCAUUGAUGUUUAUCUAAAUGAGAUGAAAUAUUUGAAAAAUAAUAACAAGAGUGAAACAUCUUUCAAUGAGGACCAGAUGAUUUAUACAAUCGCUGAUUACACUUUCCCUGCACCGGUUGGAAUUGGCCAUACGCUCAACAUCAUCUUCGCAUACCUGCUGCAUCAACCUGAUAUUCAGGUGAAAGCGCAAGAAGAAAUCGAUCGUGUCGUGGGUAGAGGACGUCUGCCAACAUUGGAUGAUCGCAAAGACAUGCCAUAUACAGAAGCAUUACUUCGUGAAGGCUUGCGAAAAGACCCGAUUGUUCCUUUGUGCAUCACAAGAAGAUGUACAGUUGACACCUAUUUAGGAGGAUAUUUCAUCCCGAAGGGAACAGUAAUCUUCCCGAAUCUCUGGGGGACACAUAACGAUCCCAAUCUGUGGGAUAAACCGGAAGUGUUUAAUCCAAUGAGAUUCUUGGAUGAAGAUGGGAAUUUAUUGAAGAAAGAUAUGACGUUGGGAUUUGGUGCUGGCAAACGCUUGUGUGCUGGUGAGACCUUUGCACGCAACACAAUGUUCAUCUUCGUUUCUGGAAUCCUACAGAAUUUCACGCUUGCUGUGCCUGCAGGACACAAAAAACCUGACUUUUCAAAGUUUAUCAAUGGAAUCACCAUCAGUCUGCCUGAUUAUUACCUGCAGAUGAUUCCUAGGCCUUAAAUAUUCAUUUUAUUACCUAAAACUAACAUAAAAAUGAAUAAAAGUAGUAUUUUUAUAUUUUUUAUACAAAUAUAAUCAUUUCGUAUGUAAUUUUACAUGUUUUUAUUAAAGUAAAUACAAAAUAAAGGUGUAAAACUCGAAAAAUAA
Molecule: messenger RNA, 3557 nt
Organism: Dalotia coriaria
Lineage: Eukaryota; Metazoa; Arthropoda; Insecta; Coleoptera; Staphylinidae
Gene: Cyp304a1
Exons: 16
Coding region: 327-3410 (1027 amino acids)
Biological process (GO): xenobiotic metabolic process
Cellular component (GO): cytoplasm; intracellular membrane-bounded organelle
Molecular function (GO): oxidoreductase activity, acting on paired donors, with incorporation or reduction of molecular oxygen, reduced flavin or flavoprotein as one donor, and incorporation of one atom of oxygen; iron ion binding; heme binding
Source: RefSeq, a predicted model, not a curated record